Molecule: messenger RNA, 1521 nt
Organism: Papaver somniferum (opium poppy)
Lineage: Eukaryota; Viridiplantae; Streptophyta; Magnoliopsida; Ranunculales; Papaveraceae
Exons: 4
Coding region: 1-1521 (506 amino acids)
Source: RefSeq, a predicted model, not a curated record
AUGUCGAAAAAUUCAAAGUUUCAGUCGGAUUUUGAAAUUGCAAAAAAUUUCAGAUCUGAGAAUUCUUCAGUUCCACCAAAUAUUUCUGCUACUGUUUUUAUUUCUGAUGUGAUGAUUGAUGAAAGUUUAAGUAUUGAAUAUUGGAAGGAAAACAUUCUUAUGACAAUGGGUAGUGUAGUUGGAAGACCAAUAAGGCUUGAUGAAACAACUUUGAAAAAGGAGGUUGGUUAUUAUGCAAGUACUUUGGUGGAAAUUGAUUUAAAUAAAGCCAUACCUAAUAAAGUUUGGAUUGAAACAAAGUGUGGGAAAUUUGAACAAGAAAUUAGAGUACCAAAAGUUCCUAAGUUCUGUAAUCACUGUCAAGUGAUUGGGAAUUAUGUUUCAGAAUGCAGAUAUUCUAAUCAAGAUUUUCCUUGUUUGUCUAUUGAGAAGUUAUUGGAAGUGGGUAAUAGUAUUCCUUCUAUACAGACAGCAACUCCAAUACUAGUUGAAGCAUCGGUUGAGAUGAGUACAACUCAAGUAUUAUCAAACAUCAGUGAGGCUAAGGAGGGUGAAUGGAGAGAUGUAUCUGGGGAAGCUCCUAAGGAAAGAAAGCUUAACAAUAGCAUAACAGAGUCAUCUGGAGGUAAGAAUCGUGUAUCUCCAAGCAAAUUUAAUGCUCUUAUUGAAGUAGUAGGAAAACAGGAACAAGUUUUUUCUAAAUCUGUCGGGAAGCCUCCAAAAGGAAAAUUACAAAAAGUUGCUCCUAAUGUUGUCACCAGAAAACAGGCACAUAAUUUAGUUAACAAUACUUCAGUAAUCUCAUCCACAAGACAAGCUAUCACAGUUCAAGUUGGAGAUGUUCUAGUUACAGGUAUUCAUGCUGCUUGUCUUGCAACUGAUAGAAGGGUUUUAUAUGAGGAGUUAUUACAUAUAAAUGCAAGAAAUUUGCCUUGGAUGAUUUUAGGAGAAUUUAAUGUUCAAUUUUCAUGGUGCAAUAACAGAUUAGGAAACAAAAGAAUUCUGUGUGAUUUGGAUAAAGCUUUUUACAAUUUAAAAUGGUUAGAAAAGUUUGAUACAUGGAGUUACAAGGUUGGAAUAAGAGUCACUUCAGAUCAUGGACCUUUAUUGGGUGGAGUUGUACUUAAUAACAAACCAAGUAAUAUUACAUUCGGAUAUCAAUCAGUUUGGACUACUCAUCCCAACUUUAUAAAGGUUAUACAAGAUUCUUGGAUGGAGAAUUGUGAAGGAAAUCCAACGUUUUGUUUUAUUAGCAAAUUGAAAAGACUAAAAAUCAUUCUUAAGAAAUGGAAUUGGGAGGUGUUUGGUGAUCUAUGGAUUAAAGUUAAAACUACAGAGGAGGAAGUUCUUGCUGCUUCAUUGGAGUCAGAUGCUGAUCCUGAGAAUGUUGAUAUGUUAAAUAAUUUAGUUACUGCAAGGGGGAGGCAGGAAUUGGCUUCUCAGCAAUAUAAUGAAUUAACGAGAAGUAAAUCAAGAUUGAAAUGGGUGAAGGAGUGGAGAAAAUACUUCUUUUUUCCAUGA